GUUGGGUUACGUUUAGUUAUUAGCUAGUUGGCAGUUUUUAGCUGCUAACGUUUGUCUAAAAUGUUGCGUUUGAUUUAGCAUUAGAUAUGAGACAAGAUAAAUGAAAUACCCGAAUCCACGUGCUACAUUAAAAACUGACGCAACGUCCGGGUACUUUAUGGUGGUGUUCAGGGCUGUUGCGGUUCACAGCGUUGCGAAGGCUGUUAUGUGGCACCUUGUCUGUUACCUGUCAAAAUGUGCAGUGUAGCAUGCCCUGUGAAGUGAAGCCUCGGUUUGUGGUUCUUUACGGGUCUCAGAAGGGCCAAGCCGAGUCCCUAGCAGAAGGAGUAGCUGAGGUGGCAGAGGAGCAUGGACUAGUCGCUGAGCUCAGUUGCUUGAGCCAAAAUGAGAAGUACAAUUUGGAGAAAGAGAAUGCCCCAGUGGUCUUUAUUGUGUCUACUACUGGAGAUGGGGAACCGCCAGACAAUGCCCUCCAAUUUGUAAAGCGCAUCAAGAAGAAAACCCUCUCCACUGACCACUAUAAACACCUUCGCUAUGCACUUUUAGCUUUAGGAGACACAAAUUAUGCAAAUUUCUGCAACUGUGGGAAGACAAUUGAGCGUCGUCUACAGGAACUUGGAGCCAAACAAUUCUAUGCAACAGGAUAUGCAGAUGAUGGUGUAGGGCUAGAGGUGGUUGUGGACCCCUGGCUUGAAGGACUGUGGAAAGCAAUCAAAGGAGCCUUAUCCAACAUGGAUUCUGAUAGGACUGGUUACUUGAAAGCAGAAGCAGAUGAUUCACCAAAGGAAGCUCCUGAUUCAACUAUACCAGAUGUCCAACUAAACCUCUUGAGCAUAACUGACCACCAGAGCUGCGAGUCGAUCAGAGAAUCUGUAGAAACUGUCUCCAAAUUUGCAACUGCUGCUUCAUCUUUGGCUUCUGCUACACCGACUGCCGUUUCUGAUCUCAGGCCAGCUUUUCCUGCAGGGAGCCCUGGGUUGGCACCCCAGUCUCGUGGUACUGCCAGUGUUUCUACAUCCGCACCGGAGACACAGGCCGGCGAUGCUGGAGUUCCCCAUGUUGCAUUGGCAGCCUCACUGACGCACUCCCUGCCGCCGCUGUCGGAGUCCUCUCUUAAUGUUCCAGCUCUGCCUUCUCCCUACCUCGAUGUUUCUCUUCAGGAGGUGGAUACUGUGGAACAGAUUAUAGGACCGUUAAACAAAGAGACGCUCCACGAGGUUCCCAUCUCCAGGGCAGUUAAGAUGACCAGAGGAGAUUCAGUCAAGAUGGCCCUUCUCUUAGAACUGGACAUAUCUGCUCACCCGAUGAUGACCUAUCAUCCAGGGGAUUCGUUUGAUGUGUUAUGCCCAAACAGGGCCGCUGAGGUUGAGGACAUGCUCCACAGAUUGGGCCUUCAUGACCGGAGGAACCACCAAGUACACAUUUCUCUACGUAAAGACACUAAGAAAAAAGGUGCCCAGGUGCCAUCCUACAUUUCCCACAACAUUUCUCUGCUGUACCUGCUCACAUGGUGUCUGGAGAUCAGAAGUGUUCCUAAGAAGGCAUUUCUCCGAGCGCUGGUGGAGCAUACAGGGGACGGUGUGCAGAGGAGAAGACUGCAGGAGCUCUGCAGUAAACAAGGCGCUGCAGACUACAACCUGUAUGUGAGAGAUCCGAGCCUUAGCAUCAUGGAGCUUCUCACAGCCUUCCCAUCCUGCUCGCCUCCUCUCAGCCUCCUCAUAGAGCAUUUGCCGAAACUGCAGCCCAGGCCUUAUUCAGCAGCCAGCUCCUGUCUUAGGUACCCAGGAAAGCUGCAUUUUGUCUUCAACAUAGUAGAGUUCCCAGCAAGCCCUGGGCGGCCUGCGGGGAGGCGAGGCUUGUGUACCGGUUGGCUGUUUGACCUCAUCAAUCCUGUCCUGGUUUUUCCUGAGAAGGCUGAAUCCUCCAGCAGCCCGGCUCUGCCAAAGAUCCAUGUGAGUUUGAGACCCAACUCCUCCUUCCGGCCUCCCUCUGACCUGUCGGCACCCUUUAUAAUGGUCGGACCGGGGACAGGAGUUGCCCCCUUCAUUGGCUUCCUUCAGCAAAGAGAGAUGGAGAGGAAGGAGAACCCUGAGGCCAUAUUUGGCGAGACCUGGCUGUUCUUUGGUUGUCGCCACAGAGACCGAGAUUACCUGUUCAGAGAGGAGCUGGAGGGCUUUGUGUCCAGCGGUACACUGAGCCAACUCAAGGUGUCUUUCUCCAGAGAUGACCAGGAGGAGGCCAGCACCUCCGCAGCAGUACGACCCCGAUAUGUGCAACACAACCUGCUACUCAACAGCCAACGCAUCACUGACAUCCUGCUCAAACAGAACGGUUACUUCUAUGUCUGCGGAGAUGCUAAGAACAUGGCUAAAGACGUAAACGACACCCUGAUGCAGAUGAUCCAAACAGAGCUUGAACUGGACCAACUGGAUGCCAUGAAGAGACUGGCCGCGCUGAGAGAGGAGAAACGCUACUUACAGGACAUCUGGGGCUGACUGCAGUUGACCAGAUAAGGGCAUUUUGUAGCAUCCACUGUGCCUUUUUUACACCUUAAAAAAAAAAAAAAAAUCUGCAUGCUCAGCUGUAACCUCUAGAACCAUAAAAUUGUGGAUGCUGAAGCCCCAGAGGUACAGCACCCAAAGCUACCAAGACGGAAUAGACCAUGCUGACCCGGGGAUAUCUGUUCACUACAUCAUCUUGGGCUUUGCUGUUUGAACAGAAAUAACCUUGGUCAGGGCAAUAGUGCUGAAGAUUGGUCCUGCAGUGUGAAAAUGCUUUUAGUGCAGACAAGCCUCCUCCGUUCGUCCUGUCUGGGGAAAAGGCAUUUACUUCCGUCGGCUGUGAUGGAGUGAUUUUGAUGAGAAGUGGAGUGCCCCAAACUAGAUGGGGAGGGGGGGGGACACAGCAAUCUGUAGUUCUUUAAACACACACACACACACACACACACACACACACACACACACACACACACACACACCUUUUUUUAAUUGUCAUUUUCAGUAACUUUUACUUUCUGAAUGUGCCAAACAACCACGAAUUACCUCUGAAGUCAUAAUUCUUUUCAUUGUAUUUCGGUAUAAAGGUAAUGAAGAAAUAUUUUAAUGUAUGCGAUUGUAAUAGUCCUAAAUGAAGUCCUCAGAUAUUAGAAAGACAAUUAUCACAUUUAUCAUUAUUCUUAGUUAUAUUUUGAGUACAGAGAGCGGGAAUCUCUAUGAUGAUGCGCUGCUCUGUCCAGAGCAAUUAACUUUGUUUGUGGCUGUCUGCCCCCACAUACCCAGCAGACUGCCGGUUUGGAGACUGAACUUUUCUAAGUCCUGUAAACCCAACUAAAAUAUCACAAACUGUGCUUAGAACAAACACAACUGUGCCUUAUGUGAUCGAGAAUUAAAAGACUUUUCAGCGUAAA
Messenger RNA from Perca fluviatilis (European perch), 3406 nucleotides. It is a transcript of the gene mtrr, whose product is annotated as 5-methyltetrahydrofolate-homocysteine methyltransferase reductase. NCBI's taxonomy places the organism in Eukaryota, Metazoa, Chordata, Actinopteri, Perciformes, Percidae. Gene Ontology annotation, cellular component: cytosol. Gene Ontology annotation, molecular function: FMN binding; [methionine synthase] reductase (NADPH) activity; flavin adenine dinucleotide binding. The coding region runs from base 249 to 2495 and encodes 748 amino acids. The record is from RefSeq and is a predicted model, not a curated record. Gene Ontology annotation, biological process: homocysteine metabolic process. The transcript is spliced from 15 exons.